AUGUGCGUUUUACCCAAUCAGAAAACUCUCAGAAGGAAAAAGAAAAACAAAUAAUUCCUCAACACUGAGACUUGCAACGUUUCCAAGUUGCAGUGCUCCAAAAUUCUCUGCUCUUCAUCAUCUCGAUUCUCUCCGGUGAAGGUAUCUGAUCGAGGAAGAGUUUGUUGUUGUAGGAGGAACCUUUGAGUUUCCGGCGGAUUGAUAGAGAUGGCGGACGUCUUAGGCGACGCCGGUGGCGGCGGAACCAAGGCCACAAAGCUUCCGAUUCCAGGAAAGAGGAAUAUACUCAUUACCAGCGCUCUUCCAUACGUCAAUAACGUUCCUCACCUCGGCAACAUCAUUGGCUGUGUGUUGAGUGCUGAUGUUUUUGCUCGGUACUGUCGUCUUAGAGGUUAUAACGCUAUUUACAUAUGCGGAACCGAUGAGUAUGGAACGGCGACGGAGACAAAAGCAAUGGAAGAGAAAUGUUCUCCUAAAGAGAUUUGUGACAAGUACCACAAAAUUCACAAAGAAGUUUACGAUUGGUUUGGUAUUAGUUUUGAUGAAUUUGGUCGCACAUCAUCAUCACAGCAGACUGAAGUUUGUCAAGAAAUAUUUGGAAAACUAUUGGAGAACAAUUGGCUUUCUGAGAACACGAUGCUACAGCUGUACUGUGAUACUUGUGAGAGAUUUUUAGCCGAUCGGCUCGUUGAAGGCAUCUGUCCUACUCCAGGUUGUGAGUAUGACUCUGCACGUGGUGAUCAAUGUGAAAAGUGCGGGAAACUUCUUAAUCCAACGGAGUUGAAAGAUCCCAGGUGCAAGGUCUGUCAAACAACCCCACGUAUCCGUGACACAAACCACAUGUUUCUUGAACUUCCUUUGCUGAGAGAUAAACUUGAAGAAUAUAUCAACAAGAUGUCUGUGGCUGGAUCUUGGAGCCAAAAUGCUAUUCAAGCAACACAAGCUUGGCUUAAGGAAGGGUUGAAACCCCGGUGUAUUACAAGAGAUCUAAAGUGGGGGGUUCCCGUUCCACUUGAAAGGUUCAGGGACAAGGUCUUCUAUGUUUGGUUUGAUGCCCCAAUAGGAUAUGUCUCCAUUACAUCAUGCUACACAAAUGAAUGGGAGAAAUGGUGGAAGAAUCCAGAGAAUGUGGAGCUUUUUCAAUUCAUGGGCAAGGAUAAUGUUCCUUUCCACACUGUUAUGUUUCCUUCUACACUGCUCGGAACUGGAGAAGACUGGACCUUGAUGAAAACCAUUAGUGUUACUGAAUACUUAAACUAUGAAGCAGGAAAAUUUUCUAAGAGUAAGGGCAUUGGAGUUUUUGGUAAUGAUGCAAAAGAUACAAAUAUUUCUGCAGAAGUAUGGAGAUAUUACUUAUUAGCCAAUAGGCCUGAGGUUUCAGAUACAUUAUUUACAUGGGCUGAUUUACAAGCAAAACUCAAUGGCGAGUUGUUGAACAAUUUGGGCAACUUCAUUCAUCGAGUUUUGAGCUUCGUUGCCAAACCUUUAGGGCAGGGUUAUGGUUCCAUAAUUCCUGAUGCACCUAACGCGGACUCUCAUGGAUUAACAUUGGUUUUGGCUGAAAAAGUUGGUAAAUACGUAGACCAAUAUGUGGAAUCAAUGGAGAAGGUUAAACUAAAACAAGGUCUAAAAGCUGCAAUGGCUAUUUCAAACGAGGGAAAUACAUAUUUGCAAACAUCCCAGUUCUGGAAUCUUUACAAGGCGGACAAACCUUCGUGCAAUAUUGUUAUGAGAACUUCAACUGGACUUGUGCAUCUUCUGGCAUGUUUAUUAGAACCUUUCAUGCCUUCUUUCUCAGAUGAGGUGUUUAGGCAGCUGGAUUUACCUCUGGAACGGCGUAUUUCGCUUUGUGAAGAGAAAGGAGACAUCGAGAGAGCAAAGCAACCUUGGAAGACUCUACCUUCUGGUCAUAAGAUUGGCACACCACAACCUUUAUUCAAAGAAUUGAAAGACGAAGAAGUAGAACUAUACAGAGACAAGUUUGCCGGAAGUCAGGCUCAACGCAUUGUUAAAGCAGAAGCAGAAAAGCUUGCUGCUCACCUAAAAAAAACUAACGUUUCAGGCAGUGAAAAAAAGCAACAGGCAAAAUCCUCCACAGGCCGCAAACCGAAAGCUGCUGCUGGUGGUGGUGCGGUGGAAGCAGGAAUUACGAUAACAAGACUGGAUAUACGAGUAGGAUUAAUUACUAAAGCUCAGAAGCAUCCUGAUGCUGAUUCCCUAUAUGUGGAAGAAAUCGAUGUGGGAGAAGCGCAGCCUCGAACCGUUGUCAGUGGACUGGUCAACUACAUACCUCUUCAAGAGAUGCAGAACCGGAAGGUCUGUGUUCUUUGCAACUUGAAGCCGGCUUCCAUGAGGGGAAUUAAAUCGCAAGCCAUGGUUCUGGCUGCUUCCAAUAGCGACCACACCAAGGUUGAAUUAGUCGAGCCACCCAAAGACGCCAAUGUCGGAGAAAGAAUAAAAUUCCCAGGAUUCGAAGGCGAGCCCGAGGACGUACUAAACCCGAAGAAAAAGGUAUGGGAGACGCUGCAAGUGGAUUUGGCUAUCAACACAGAGGGGGUGGCAUGUUUUAAAGAUAUACCAUUUAACACGUCGGCUGGCAUUUGCAAAGUUCCUUCCAUUACCAGUGGCUCUAUCUGGUAGACGAGGAAUCUUCAAUCCACGGAAAACCUUUUUUCUUUA
Molecule: messenger RNA, 2679 nt
Organism: Cucurbita moschata (crookneck pumpkin)
Lineage: Eukaryota; Viridiplantae; Streptophyta; Magnoliopsida; Cucurbitales; Cucurbitaceae
Product: probable methionine--tRNA ligase
Exons: 17
Coding region: 208-2640 (810 amino acids)
Biological process (GO): methionyl-tRNA aminoacylation
Cellular component (GO): cytosol; aminoacyl-tRNA synthetase multienzyme complex
Molecular function (GO): methionine-tRNA ligase activity; tRNA binding; ATP binding
Source: RefSeq, a predicted model, not a curated record